Planococcus citri (citrus mealybug) is the source of this 1707-nucleotide messenger RNA. RefSeq names its product acetylcholine receptor subunit alpha-like 2. Gene Ontology annotation, biological process: regulation of membrane potential; nervous system process; chemical synaptic transmission. The record is from RefSeq and is a predicted model, not a curated record. Bases 458 to 1663 code for a protein of 401 amino acids. NCBI's taxonomy places the organism in Eukaryota, Metazoa, Arthropoda, Insecta, Hemiptera, Pseudococcidae. Gene Ontology annotation, cellular component: neuron projection; synapse; plasma membrane. The transcript has 9 exons. Gene Ontology annotation, molecular function: excitatory extracellular ligand-gated monoatomic ion channel activity; transmitter-gated monoatomic ion channel activity involved in regulation of postsynaptic membrane potential; transmembrane signaling receptor activity.
UUUUACAGUUACUACGUGUUCUACGAUGAAAUUGCACACAGGAAAAAGCCAUUGAACAGAAUGAUAGUCGAAAACAAACACCUUGUUUGUUUAUGAAUAUUCGCCACCUGUGAACCAAAGUUCAACACUAGAAUUUUUUUUCACUCCCACGAAAUUUUUGUCCAAAUUAUUUGUGCACUACGCAACUUUUUGUCUAGAAGGAACUUCAUUACAUAAUUUCUUUCUAGUACGAUACGUGGGCUGAAUGUUUCAUAUCGCAUCUGGACCAUCCGGUAUGAUACUCGAAUCAAGGGUUUAGAAAUACAUACGUAUGAAAAGUAUCAUUUCCUUUAAUUCCUAAUACUCCAUCAUAGUUUAGGUAUAUCAAGCUGCUGAUAAAAAUGACAUAUCGUAAAUACCUAUUUGGUUUCAUAUUCAAGUACGAACGUUACUUCGAGCAUAAGUUUAACACGGUGAAAUGAUUUUUGGCCCAAUGUCGGUGAAAUAUUACGUUAUUUUUCUUAUUUUACUAAGUGUGACUUACACAAACGGACGCUUACGUGACUGUGAAAGUAAACCAGGUACUCGUAGCUCUGCACUCAAAUGUUAUUUAUUUUCGAAUUUCGACUUGCUUUCACCUCCGCCUCAUGCGCCGUCUCGUGGUGGUACUAUAGCAGAUAUAGUUGUGACAUACGCUGAUUUAAAUAUCGAAGAUGGGGUACUUAUUUUGAUCGGGAGUAUAUUGAUGCAGUGGAAUGAUGAACGAACACGCUGGGACAAUGAGGACAUUCCAGGUCUAGAAGAUAUUAAGGCUGAUUCAGUAUGGAGGCCGAGUAUAACAUUGAACAAUAAUUUGUUUUUAGACGACAGAUUCUACAACAGUUCUUUCGGGGCUGGCCGCUUGGGAAUUAAGUUAGAUGGCGACUUGCAUUGGUUGUCGUCAGUGGAUUUACACACAAGGUGUGAAAUAAGCUCUAAUAGUUGGCCAUGGGAUCCGCAAAAGUGUAUCCUCAAUUUCACAAUCGAUAUACGAGAACUUUAUUUCCCUUUCUGCGAGCGAGUGCACAGUUUACCCGGAUUGCCAUCAUUAUGGAGUAUCACUGGUGUCAAAGAAGAAGGGGGGUUUCCCUAUGUGAUAUUUGAGCUGACCUUGCAAAUGAAAAACCGUUCCUUGCAAAUUGAUUCGUGUUUGACACUUAUAGCCGUUAGUUUGGUGCUUCUUCCAUCGUUUUUGAUAUCGCCAGAAAGCGGAGUCAAACUGACAUCCAAAAUAUUAUCUCUGCUCAUGCUCGUUAUUUCCCUGCUUAUGUUGAUGAAUUCAAUUCCCAAUUUCACCGUAAUAGCUCCUAAUUUCUUGAUCGCAUUUGGAACGAUAUUUUCAAUAGUGGGCAUAUCCAGCUGUAUCACUGCCUUCCUACUCAGAUUAGCUAGGAAAUCACACUCACAUCAUUCAUCUUUGAUCAAGACAGUUGGGAAUUUGAAAGAAAACAAACGUGAAAAUAAAGCGAUGAAAAUGGCAUCGUUUGAAGACAUCACACUCUGUGAGGACGAAUGCGCAAUUGAGGAAUCGCCGUCACAAAAAUCUGAAAGUGAAUGGUUGAGAAUUGCUGUAGUUAUCGAGUAUUUAUUAUUCACGAUUUGUGCAAUUCUUCUUAUAUUUCUUACCGUAAGUUUUAUAACCUAAAAUAGCGCAAAUGCAUUUUGAUUUGAUUAUAAUUUUGAAAGUUA